AAAUGUGUGCACAAUAUUUGUGGUGAGAAAAUAUUGUCUAAUAAUUACAGUCUUUUGGACUCAAAUCUGGAGACAAGUGUUUUCUGGAAAAUCACUGCUUCUUUUCGGCGCAUAAAUAGUUUAUAUCAUUUUGUUUUCAUAACUUAAUUUUUAAUUUAUAAUUAGUAAUAAAUUCUUGGGAAGCGUUACCACCAAAAGAUUCUUGAGCCCAACAAAUUGUAUACCGAUUUAAAACAACGGCAUUUCAACCAAACAUUGUUAGCAUUUGCGCUAAAUUAGGACAAAAAAAAGCUCAAACUCUCAGCACAUGUAUCGCUCUCUAUAUGUGUAGCGAUAAACAGUGAUUUAUAAUCAACUGAUUGUCGGAUCCAUUGGUUUUCAAGUGAAUCCCAUUAUAAUGAGCGCUAAUAAUGCCAUCGAUGGUAAGGACGGCAACAAUAAGCCGAAGACAAUAACCAAUGGCAACAACUCUUCGCCGCCGUCCACCUCAUGGCUGACCAAAUGCAGAGCACACGUGAAGUACGAGCACCUGAUGGCCGGUGUCGUCGGCGGAGUCACCUCUACUCUAGUCUUACAUCCAUUAGAUUUGCUUAAAAUACGUUUAGCGGUAAACGACGGUCAGGUGUCGGCGCGACCCCACUAUCGAGGACUGGUGAACGCCGUCAACACAAUCGUCACUCAGGAGGGCGUGAAAGGGCUGUACAAAGGGGUGAUCCCGAACUGUUGGGGUGCGGGCGCCUCGUGGGGCUUCUACUUCCUCUUCUAUAACUCGAUUAAGUCCCGAAUGAAUGGCGACAAUAAGGGCGUCGAUUUGGGUCCCGGCAGUCACCUGAUGGCCGCCGCGAUGGCCGGACUCAUCACCACAACCAUCACGAAUCCCAUUUGGGUCGUCAAGACUCAGAUGUGUCUGCAGUACACGAAUGUGAGUGAAGUGCAGACACUGUCCUCCAAGCGGUACACAGGAAUGGUAGACGUGUUGCGCCGGAUAUACCAAUACGAGGGCAUAUCAGGCCUGUAUCGCGGCUACGUUCCCGGCAUUCUCAACGUGAGUCACGGAGCCCUUCAGUUCAUGGCCUACGAGGAGCUCAAGAAGUAUUAUAUACUGAAGAAUAAGUUAAAGAAGAAUGCAAAGUUGGAAACCAUUGAGUACCUGACCUGUGCGUCGCUGAGCAAACUGUUUGCCGCCACAAUCACAUACCCGUAUCAGCUGUUAAGGGCCCGACUCCAAGACCAACACACCAACUAUAAGGGUCUCUUCGAUGUCAUACGAAAGACUUGGAGGUUU
Molecule: messenger RNA, 1285 nt
Organism: Medioppia subpectinata
Lineage: Eukaryota; Metazoa; Arthropoda; Arachnida; Sarcoptiformes; Oppiidae
Source: the annotation of a GenBank genome assembly